This is a messenger RNA of Microthlaspi erraticum, 1398 nucleotides long. Lineage: Eukaryota; Viridiplantae; Streptophyta; Magnoliopsida; Brassicales; Brassicaceae. The record is from the annotation of a GenBank genome assembly.
AUGAUCAACUUCACGAUCACCGAAGAAGAGCUAGAGACACCGUCAUCGAAAGAAGAAGAUAGAGAAAUCAUCGAGCAAGUUAAUAUCGAUCCAUCCGAUCCGGAGAAGUGCGUAGGGAUCGGAGCAAAUCUAGACCCAGUCAUCAAGGAGGAGCUCAUCCCUUUUUUUCACAAAGAACGCGUCAACAUUCGCUUGGGCUCGAGCGAUCUGUUGUUGUGUGGGCUCGAUCGAUCUGUUGUCUCGAUCGAUCUACUGUUGUGUGGGCUCGAUCGAUCUGUUGGCUCGAUCGAUAUGCUGUUGUGUGGGCUCGAUCGGCCUGUCGGCUCGAUUGACCUGUGGGCUCGAUCGACCUGUGGGCUUGAUCGACCUGCGGGUUCGAUUGACCUGUGGGCUCGAUCGACAUGCGGGCUCGAUCGACAUGUGGACAUGACGGGCAUAGAUCCAAACAUCGUUUGCCUCGAGCUGAACAUGGACACAACUUUCAAGCCGAUCAAGCAGAAGAUGAGGACGCUUGGACCCGAACAGCCCCAAGCCGUAAACGACGAGGUCGAAAGACUAUUCAAUGCUAGAUCUAUCGAAGAAGUCAGAUAUCCCGACUUGUUAGCGAACCUGGUGGUCGUCAAAAAGAAGAAUGGCAAGUGGCGCGUCUGCGUCAAUUUCACUGACCUUAACAAAUCGUGCCCGAAAGACAACUUCCGCCUACCGCACAUUGAUCGGCUAGUCGAAGCCACAGCAGGGAACGAGCUAUUAUCAUUCAUGGACGCCUUUUCGGGCUACAACCAAAUCAUGAUGCAUUCGGAUGAUCGGGAGAAGACGAAUGAAGAAGACCACAUCAAGCAUCUGAAGGCAUGUUUCGAAAGUUUGAACAGCUAUGGGAGGAAGCUCAAUCUGACCAAGUGCUCGUUCGCAGUCAUGUCUGGAGAAUUCAUGGAUUACAUUGUCACCAAAAGAGGAAUCAAAGCAAACCCGAAGAAGAUCACAGCUAUACUCGAUCUACCAUCACCAAGGAAUGUGCAGGAAGUCCAGCAGUUGACAGUUCGGAUAGCCGCCCUGACGACGUUCAUCUCCAGGUUGACGGACAAGUGUCUACCCUUCUACGAGCUCCUAAGAAGAAACCAAAUGUUCGAAUGGGAUGCUCGGUCCGAGGAAUCUUUCAAAGAACUCAAGCAAUAUCUAUCAACCCCUCAGGUUUUAUCUAAGCACGAGCAAGGAAAAGCGCACUACCUCUACAUAUCAGUAUCAAGCUCGGCCGUGAGUAGAGUUUUGGUUAAGGAAAAUCAAGGAGAGCAGAAAACCAACAGCCGAUUCCAAACCAAAGUUCGAAAUGGAUCGGAUUCUACUUGUCUACGCUCUUCUUGCUGCACGAAGUUCACUUUGUGUUUUAGCAAGAACUAUUAG